Molecule: messenger RNA, 522 nt
Organism: Malassezia vespertilionis
Lineage: Eukaryota; Fungi; Basidiomycota; Malasseziomycetes; Malasseziales; Malasseziaceae
Gene: MNP1
Product: 54S ribosomal protein L12, mitochondrial
Exons: 3
Coding region: 1-522 (173 amino acids)
Biological process (GO): translation
Cellular component (GO): ribosome
Molecular function (GO): structural constituent of ribosome
Source: RefSeq, a predicted model, not a curated record
AUGACAUUUGCCAGUAUCGUUUCUCGCCGUACGGCACUCGCACUCAGGCGCCAGGCGGCCCCCGCUCGGACAUUUGCCUACAGUGCCUGUGUGCUUCAAGAAGCGCCGAAAGCUGCAUUGCCCAAUAUUACAGCGAUUGUAGACAGCAUUGAGAAGCUUACGCUGUUGGAAGCUUCUGAGCUUGUCCAAGAGCUCAAGACGCGGUUGAAUAUUACGGACAUUGCAAUGCCCUCUGCGGCUCCCGCCGCUCCUGCGCCGGCCGCCGACGCGGAGGACGCGGCAGAGGAGAAGCCCAAAGAGAAGACGCUGUUCACCAUCAAAUUUACUGGUCUCGGGGUUGAUACGGCCAAGGCCAAGGUCAUCAAGGAAAUUAAGGCUAUUAACAGCACUAUGAACCUCGUGGAAGCGAAGAAGUUCGUCGAAUCUGCGCCACAGACCUUGAAGGAGAAUGCGACCAAGGAGGACGCAGAAAAGAUCAAGGCUGCCAUUGAGGCAGCUGGUGGCAAAGUUGAGCUCGCAUAA